Blastomyces gilchristii SLH14081 is the source of this 3282-nucleotide messenger RNA. RefSeq names its product phosphatidyl synthase. Gene Ontology annotation, biological process: glycerophospholipid biosynthetic process. NCBI's taxonomy places the organism in Eukaryota, Fungi, Ascomycota, Eurotiomycetes, Onygenales, Ajellomycetaceae. The transcript has a single exon. The record is from RefSeq and is a predicted model, not a curated record. Bases 667 to 2286 code for a protein of 539 amino acids. Gene Ontology annotation, cellular component: mitochondrion.
AGGAUACGACAGCUCCACAAAACUACUACCCAAAAUAAUAAUGUACAUGUACAUAAGACGUCAAUUCUUACUGCAACAAUUAUACCAUCUCUGAAUAGACGCUUGGAGGGAGCCGCUUCCGCAGCUCCGCCCGCAACUAAUCCUUCCAGGCAUAUCCGCAAGGAGCGGAGCCUCUUGUCAGGAUUGACUCCUGUAGCUCGUUUCAGCGUCGCCACUUCGACGUCAGAAGCUCCUAGCGAUGACUAUAGCUACUCUGUUUGAUCGGGCCUUCAGGGGACACUUGUUAGCCACCGGUGGCUAAGAUCAGUCUUCCCAAGUUCCUACCGGCUGGAUGUUAUAUGGCCAGUACUGAUAAUGGAAAUAUAUUGGAUUUAUGAAACUACUCGGGAGAAUAAUGUUAGUUCAACUUAAUUAGUUUUCAAUUCCAUCCGCCUUCCAAUUCCGGUCUUCCUGCAGAUCCUCUUUUUCUCCGAGGGGAUCCCAGCGAAUAACCUCUCUGCUUCCUGGGUAGCGCGAUAAUAAUUAGGGAGGAUGAAGGGGGCUAGAGGUGGAUCCUUCUGCUUCGACAAGUGCAUGUUACUCGGUGAAGUUUGAUUAUGUUGCACUGGAACUUCAGGCGUUGAUGAUGUGUUGCCUCCCGGCAGCUAUCUAACGAUAAAUAUAUGCAUGUAUAAAAGUCAUGGGUCGCAGGGUUAUUUGGACUCUUGGUUCUUUUUUACUCACUAUCACCCUCCCCUUUUAUCUACACUCUCUUUUCUCCCAAAAGCAGGACUCUUUUUGGCGUAUAUACACAUAUAUAUAUACAUAAGAUAUCCCACUUCGAUACAAAUUUCCUCGAUACCCGCAAAUAUGUCUCUGAUUCCUGACACUGAUCUCAUGCUCUCGCCCAAGGAGGUGCCAAAGGGCGAGAGCAACCAAAAGAAAGAUUACAAAGACAUCCCAAUCCCAUCCAAUCUUCAGAGUGGCAAUGCCAUCGAGGUUCCCGCAUCGAGGAGCUCAAUCAGUGAUGCAGGUCAUCUCAUACACAAUCUGAGCAUAUCGCCAUCGAUGAAGUUUAGGAGAGCGUCCCGAAACUCCUUUGGCACCUCCCUCCCAAUUCCCAGAUCACCCCGAGCUUCAAGAGCAUCCCUGGGUCCAGAUGUCCCUGGUGCCUUGCGAGACAUCCUCGCUUCCCAAGUCCAGGAUCUCUCCAAGGAAAAGGUUAAGGCGGCUAAGAAUAUGGCUUUUGCCUUCGACAUCGACGGUGUGCUUCUCCACGGUGACAAAAUCAUUCCCGAGUCCCGCCGCGUAAUGGAGCUUCUCAAUGGUGAUAACGAGCUCGGAAUUAAAAUCCCCUAUAUCCUGCUCACAAAUGGCGGCGGUAAGACCGAAGUAGACCGCGUAGAGCAAAUAUCUCGCAUCCUCGGCUCCCCCAUCUCUACUGCACAGUUCAUUCAAUCCCACACUCCCAUGCAGGCUCUUGCCGAAUACUAUGAGACCGUCCUAGUUGUUGGCGGCGAGGGUUUCACAACCCGUGCUGCCGCAGAGGCGUACGGCUUUAAGAAUGUCGUCGUCCCUAAGGACAUCGUCGCCUGGGACCCCAGCAUCUCCCCCUGGAGGAACUUUACCGAGGAGGACCGCAAACAGGCCAGACCCCAAGACUUCGACAACGUAACAUUCGAUGCUAUCCUCGUCUUCGCCGACUCGCGUGACUAUGCCACCGAUUUCCAGAUAAUCAUGGACUUGCUCCUUAGUGAGAACGGCCGCCUGCGGACCAAGGCCAAGGACCCACUCGCCAAACAGAUGCCCAUCUACUUCUCACAGGGCGAUAUCAUCUUCCAAGCAGACCACAAGCUUCCCCGAAUGACCCAGGGUCUCUUCCGCAUGGCUCUGGAAACGAUGUACAAGUCACUGACCGGCGGAGAUCUCGAACGAGUGGUCUACGGCAAGCCCGAACUGGCAACCUACAAGUACGCAGAUGAAGUCAUCAUGUCGUGGAUGAAGGAAAUCCACAAUGAGCACAUCCUUCCUGAAAACAUCUACAUGAUUGGUGACAACCCGGCCUCUGACAUCAUUGGUGGGAACAUGUAUGGAUGGAACACCUGCCUGGUCCGGACCGGUGUGUUCAAGGGUAAGGGCAAUGACGAGAACAGUCCAGCCAACUUUGGCGUGUUUGAUACCGUGCUGGAUGCGGUGCAAGCUACUGUGCGCAAGGAGUUAGGCCACGAGUUCAAGCUUCGGUGGAGCGGGAACGAGAAGGUUAAAUCUGCUCUCAAUGGGGAGGGCAAUGUUUCGGCUAUUGAGUAGUCGGAGCUGAUUAAAAAAAAAAGGACUGGAGAAAACGGUUUUUAUAUUGGAAUCAGGUCCCUAAAAGAAUUUUCUGUCAUUUUCUUCCUUUUAUCCUUUUCAUCUUUCCAUUUUAUUUCCCUCUUUGUCUCGUUGUUCUCAACUCUUUUCAUUUUGGGUAUUGGGGCUAUGAUCUGAUUAUGGACGGUUGGGUGUAUUUCAAUGUAUUUCCUUUUUUGCUCAGUCAUGAUAUGAAUGUAUCAACCGUACGGCAUGGCAUGUCAUUAGCAACCUAUUUUCAUGAGAGCUGUAGCUCUUGAUGAGAUGCUUAUGGUUUUACUCUCUACCUUCUUACCCUCUACUUGCUGCCCUUUACAAAAAUUUCGUGAAUUUCGCUGGAAAUCAAACCCCUUCCAAACUUCAGGAGAAAUUACAUUCCAUUCGCCAAUUUAUAAUUCAUACCCUUGCAACAGUUAAUCCGAGUUCUGGCUUGUGACAAUGUAGUCUCAAUACUUUCAAACCAGGUAAGACAGGAGUAUCUGUUAAGUCUUGUUCUUAGAUCAGAAAGCACCAUGCAGUGCUUCGAAGCUGCUACCAGAAAAUUGAGUCCGACCACACUUAUAACAACACGCUAUAUGUGUUUAUGCCAUAGUUAAACACAAGUUAUCUAGUAGAAUAGAUGCCGUGUUGGCAAAAUGGGUUCGCAACCAGGUCCUCGGGUGUACAUUUCAAGGCUAGGGGACGUGAAGGGCAACAGAAUCCAUAUACAGCCUGAAUGAUUGAAUGAUGCAGGGGAUUGGCCAGCACUCGUCUUCGGCGUCUUCUUGGAAGACACUCCAAGUUACAUGAGGUCCAACUACUUUGUCUGCAUCCUGACUGAUUUUUUGACCUGGGCCCUUGUCCUUAAAAGCGUGAUAUGCACUGGCACUGACUCGUGGACCUGUAAUAUUGUGUGUAUAAAUUUGCAAAGGAGAAUGGUGACGGUAUCCAGCAAGACUUGUGCAGAUAUUGCUCGUC